UAUAAACAUGUCGAUGCUAUUACCCUGUAGGUCAAGAAUUAAACCUUCUCUUCUACUUUUCUAAUUAAACUAAAUAAUUUUGUUUAAUUUUUUCAAUUAAUACAAAUUCCAUAGCAAUGGCUUGCAGUGGACAGCUUCAUGUGGAGGUUGAGCUCAAGUCUCUUGCAGAAAAGGUCUGGGAAACCAUUAGGGACUCUACCAAAAUAUUUCCUCAAGCCUUGUCCCAUGAUUACAAGAGCAUUGAAGUGCUCGAGGGCGAUGGCAAGGCCCCCGGAUCCAUCCGCCUUAUCAAUUAUGCUGAAGGUUCUCCAAUCGUUAAGGUUUCAAAGGAGAGAAUUGAAUCAGUGGAUGAAGCUCAGAAGAUAUAUGUUUACAGCAUCUUUGAUGGGGAUCUCAUGAAAUACUACAAGACUUUCAUUGCUAAGAUCAAUGUGAUUCCCAAAGGAGAGUCGAGCUUGGUUAAAUGGUCUUGUGAAUUUGAGAAGGCCAGUGAAGAGAUCCCUGACCCAAGCGUCAUUAAGGAAUUUGCGGUGAAAAACUUCGUGGAGAUCGAUGACUAUCUUCACACCAAGGCUUAGAGGCCAGCUCUCCUAUUAGCUUGUCAUAUAUAUAUAUAUAUGUUUUAUUAAUGAAUAAUAUGCGGGGUUUCUACUCCUGAAUAUUAGUUGUCUGUUAUUCUAGACGUUUCAAUGCAUCCGUGAUAGAAUAAAUUACUGAUAUUGCCAUACUGGACAUCUUUUACUCUUUUUUUUUUUUCAAGAAUAAAAUUUGUAACUUAAGUUAUCCGGGAA
Molecule: messenger RNA, 791 nt
Organism: Gossypium arboreum
Lineage: Eukaryota; Viridiplantae; Streptophyta; Magnoliopsida; Malvales; Malvaceae
Product: MLP-like protein 423
Exons: 2
Coding region: 117-578 (153 amino acids)
Biological process (GO): defense response
Source: RefSeq, a predicted model, not a curated record